Messenger RNA from Penicillium waksmanii, 1131 nucleotides. RefSeq names its product MBL fold metallo-hydrolase. NCBI's taxonomy places the organism in Eukaryota, Fungi, Ascomycota, Eurotiomycetes, Eurotiales, Aspergillaceae. The transcript has a single exon. The record is from RefSeq and is a predicted model, not a curated record. The coding region runs from base 1 to 1131 and encodes 376 amino acids.
AUGUUUUCCGAGAGCACGACAGCUACCGCCAAUUCCCAAACAUCUUCGCAAAGAUAUGCUCAGCUCGAAACAGUGAUGGGUAUGCUGCUGCCUCCAAAGUCGAAAGAAAAAGAGAGAAAAAUUGAAGCUAAUGACUGCGGCAGCUCCAAAAAUUCGGUUAUAGUUCUCAGUGAUGCUGGUUGCGCAACGUCUAUCAAGAAUCCCGAUUAUGGUGUCUCAGGAGACCCUGAAACACCUAUGCAUUGGAAUAUCUAUACAACACUCAGACAAACGAUCAAUCCGGGUGGCCGGCUACCAUACCUUGUUAUCACCACCCACUGUCAUUUCGACCAUAUUCUGGGUCUUGGUCUGCUACCACCUACCGACUCGGACCCGCAACACCGGAACGUUGACCAGAGAAAAGGGCCGCAAACUACAGUCCUUUCCUCAGCACACAGCACGAAUCAUCUUAGUCCUUGGAAGCGUAUAUGUUGUCACUCGCUUGCUGAAAAAUUCGGCGCUAUAGAGUGCCCAUAUUACUCUAUCGGAAUGUGGGCGUCCGAUUACCAGGAUGUCGUAUACUCCCCUAGCACGACUGUGAAAAUACCCACUGGGAUUACAAUAAUUCACACACCGGGGCACACUCCUGACUCUCUUACCUGGUACGAUAAAGAUUCUCAUCUAAUUUGCGUUGGGGACAGCUUCUAUGAGGCUUCUUCUACGGACACGAAAAAGUGCGAAGUGGAAAAGACGAUCCGGGCACCAAUUCUCUUUGAGGAGAGAAGUCAUUUAAUGACUUGGUGGAGGAGUUUGAACAAAGUUUUGGAAUUUGUUCAACAGGAAAACACUCGAUUGGCAGGUCAACACACGGAGCUCGGGGCACCCCCACGCGUAGCUAUAUCUGGCUCCCAUGUGACGACUACCUCCCCAGAUGCUGUGCAAUUCCUACUCUCAAUCCAAACGUUUAUGAUUCGUAUCCUCCGGGGUGAAGUACUAACUACACCACUUCAUCCUGGCAGACUCCCUUUCAAAGAAGUCAUGGUGUAUGAUGAUGGCCCGGAGGCUGCGCUUUCUCAAGAUUUUGAAUGGAUCGUCUGGGCGCCAAAGCGGAUAAUUGAAGAAGGAAUCAGGGAAUUAGCCGGGGAGUAUUGA